AUGUCGUGGAUAUUCGGUACACCAGAGAAAAAGGAGACUCCCCAAGCAUCGAGCAACAAGCUUGGUUUCGACACAAACCAGAUCUCCGACAUCUCCAGCAUUUUGAACAGUAACACAUUGGAUCCUACCAAGCUACAUCCUUUGGCCGGAUUGGACAAAGACAUUGAGUAUUUGGAUCUUGAUGAAGAGAAACUGACUUCUUUGGAAGGAGCCGACAACGGGCUUUUGCCAUCGAGAGGCUGGACCGAUGAUCUUUGUUACGGAGCAGGUACAGUCUAUGUGCUAGGAUUAGGUCUUGGAGGACUACGUGGAUUCAACGAAGGGUUGAAGAACCUUCCACAAGGAAGAGUGGACCCAGUGACAAACCAAGUGAGACCAGUUCCAUUCAAAUUGAAGUUAAACACUGUUUUAAAUCAAAUCACUAAGUUUGGACCCCACAUGGGUAACAAUGCAGGUGUUUUGGCCAUCAUGUACAAUCUCAUCGACGCUUCUUUGGACAACUUCAGAAACAAGCACGACGAUCUCAACUCGCUAGCUGCUGGCUUUUUGAGUGGCGCAUUAUUCAGAAGCAGCAGAGGUCUCAAGCCUAUGGGAUACUCGGCAGGUGCAAUGACCCUAGUGGCUGCCGCUUGGUGUGGAUUCAAGAGAGUGAUCAAUUGA
Ogataea philodendri is the source of this 660-nucleotide messenger RNA. RefSeq lists its product as uncharacterized. The record is from RefSeq and is a predicted model, not a curated record. Lineage: Eukaryota; Fungi; Ascomycota; Pichiomycetes; Pichiales; Pichiaceae. Gene Ontology annotation, biological process: protein import into mitochondrial matrix. The coding region runs from base 1 to 660 and encodes 219 amino acids. Gene Ontology annotation, cellular component: mitochondrial inner membrane; TIM23 mitochondrial import inner membrane translocase complex. Gene Ontology annotation, molecular function: transmembrane protein transporter activity. The transcript has a single exon.